AUGUAUAAUCGCUGCUCUGAUGUAGGUAAUUCCUAUCAAGCCAGACUCUCCCGACGGCUCGGUGGUGUUGAGACAUAUCUUAGGAUCUUGAAAUGGCAAUUUACCAAUGAUGCUGAAACGGACUGGGGCUUGAAUGAAAGCCGAGGAUAUGCUUGUGAAUACGUUGCUUGGCAAUUUCUCUGUCACGUCAAUCAGCGCGAAACCAUCGAAUUCCUUCUUGAGGAACUCAAAACUCCAAUGCAGGGCAGUACAGAUAUCUCACAGGCAGAAAGAGGCACAUCUGGGUUUGCGACGAUGACCGGUGAGGCUUUUUCGCAAGAAGACGAAAGGACACCAUUAUUAUUGAGCUCGUCAUCUUCGCUUUAUCGGUUCUUUGGUGGCAAGAGACGUGCAGGAAGCUCACUUGACAUAAAUGAGCCGGGGACCAACAUGUCUGCAAGUGACGCAUAUGAGCUUGAAAAACUGUCAAGGUUCUUUGGACUGAACGCACUCGAGAUAGCCACAAUCGCCCAAGCGAAAAGAUUUCUAAGCCAGAAGGUGGUUCAGAAAGUGAUAGACAAUAUCUGGAAGGGCGAGAUUGUCUUCUGGGACUCUUUGAGCGUGCAUUCGAAGAAGAAGCCCCAGUUUUUUAACAAAAGAACCGCCGAUCCGUACUCACGAUUGAGAGUGCCAGUGUAUCGGAAGGCCUUUGAAGCGGCCUUCUUUGUCUCGUUUUUGUUCCUCUAUUAUGCGGUGUUAGUUGAGAGGAAGCCUACUGGCAUAGGCAUCUUUGAGACUAUGAUGUACAUCUGGAUCGCUGCUUUUGCAUAUGAUGAAGUCAGCGGGAUGGCUGAUGCCGGAAUGCUCUUCUACCAGAUGGACUUCUGGAGUGCUUGGAAUAUGGGCAUAAUUGGCACAGGCCUUGCCUUUGUCAUUGCCAGAAUUAUCGGACUAGCCAAACAAAGUGAUUACAUCACGGAUCUCUCGUUUGAUAUUCUAUCGCUGGAGGCAUUGUUUCUGGUUCCAAGGAUCUGCUCCCUUGUGAGCUUGAACUCCUAUUUUGGAAGUCUGGUGAUCCCGAUGACGCAUAGGACAAGGCUGAAGAAGACCAACGCGCGGUAA
Messenger RNA from Aspergillus niger, 1101 nucleotides. RefSeq lists its product as uncharacterized. Bases 1 to 1101 code for a protein of 366 amino acids. Lineage: Eukaryota; Fungi; Ascomycota; Eurotiomycetes; Eurotiales; Aspergillaceae. The record is from RefSeq and is a predicted model, not a curated record. The transcript has 5 exons.